AUGAUCGCUACUAACUUUUCUUCUAUCUAUUGCGUCUAUAAGGAGAAAAUUGUUAAAAAAGACUCUUGGAAUGUUAAAGACGGGUUUAGACAAGACAAGACUAGACAAGACAGGACUAGACAAGACAGGACUAGACAAGGCAGGACUAGACAAGACAGGACUAGACAAGACAGGACAAGACAAGACAGGACUAGACAAGACAGGACUAGACAAGACAGGACUAGACAAGACAGGACUAGACAAGACAGGACUAGACAAGACAGGACUAGACAAGACAGGACUAGACAAGACAGGACUAGACAAGACAGGACUAGACAAGACAGGACUAGACAAGACAGGACUAGACAAGACAGGACUAGACAAGACAGGACUAGACAAGACAGGACUAGACAAGACAGGACUAGACAAGACAGGACUAGACAAGACAGGACUAGACAAGACAGGACUAGACAAGACAGGACUAGACAAGACAGGACUAGACAAGACAGGACUAGACAAGACAGGACUAGACAAGACAGGACUAGACAAGACAGGACUAGACAAGACAGGACUAGACAAGACAGGACUAGACAAGACAGGAAUGGACAAGACAGGACUAGACAAGACAGGACUAGACAAGACAGGAAUGGACAAGACAGGACUAGACAAGACAGGACUAGACAAGACAGGACUAGACAAGACAGGACUAAACACGACAUAAUAGCGUGUAACAGGCCUCCACCCCUCCUCCUUUCAUCUCCUUGCAUUGCCCCUGUUGAAUCAACCCCACAAGUUUCUCCCCCCGCCGCCCAGAAACUUGAAAAUGGUUCUGGUAUAAAUAUCAAAGUUUGCGCUAUCUACUCCAGUUAG
Molecule: messenger RNA, 849 nt
Organism: Eurytemora carolleeae
Lineage: Eukaryota; Metazoa; Arthropoda; Copepoda; Calanoida; Temoridae
Product: pre-mRNA-splicing factor CWC25-like
Exons: 4
Coding region: 1-849 (282 amino acids)
Source: RefSeq, a predicted model, not a curated record